GCUGAUGACCGGUUUUUUGGUUGUUUUUGGCGAAAAAACUCUGAAAUUCAAGUGAAAAUAUCACUUUAAAAUGGAUCCGAAACGCAUCACACUCGAUUUGACGCAGAUUUUUCAAGAUUACCGCAAGAAAGCGUUCGUUUUGAUCAGACCACAGUGGAAAAAUAUCGAAAGUCUUCACAGUCACAUCAUUAAUUUGUUUGGAUUGGAACACUACAUUUACCUGACAAAUUCUGACGGAAUUGUGUAUCCAGCUGCCGAAAAUCCAGACGUCAUUGAUCAAAACGAUACCGUAGUUGUUCAUAAAAUCACUAAAGACCAACUUUUGGCACCAAAUCCUCAGAAAUUGACAACUAAAAGCGAUGAUUGUCAAUUAGUUGAGCCUCAAAGCUCGUCUUCUGGCUCAGAAUCGGACGAUGAAGCAUCAGCUCUCGAUAGAAUCAAGAAAAAAGUUGUUGAAUUAAAGAAACAGCAGCAGCAGAAAGUGUCGCAGGCACCUCCAUCAGCAUUAAAUGACGCCGUUGUCAAACGGAAACGUAAAAGAGUGAGAAAACGCAAGCCGAAACAGAGCGAGAAACGUUCAUGUCCGUCAACGUCAGCUUCAAAAUUGAAAAAUGAGCCAUCAAAAACGUGGUUAAGCGACGCUAGGAACGUUCAUUUGAGAUUUAGUGACAAUGCAAGUAGUUCUGAGACCAGCUCCGAGACUGAAAGUGACUCAAAUGACGAGAAACCAUCAAGACCUUGCAAGUUCAAGGCUGAAACUGAAGUGCCAGCGAGAAAAAUUCGUCCCGUGGUUCGUUGUUGGGACUCACAAUCGCAAAAUUAUCGUCCGAUCGAAGAUGAAAUUGAUUCGAGUAACGUUCCAGUUGAAAGAUCCACGCUGCCAAAUUUACGAAUUGACCCUCCAUCGAACGACGUUCCAAUAAUCGGCCCAAUUUUACCGGAAAACACCACAGAUUGUCUCUCAGAAGCCGAAGUGCCAACAGUUCCUCCAGUUUCGACACCAAAAACUGCGUUGCCCUCAAAAAUGGAGUCACUUGAGGAGUUACGUAAAGAAAUUGCGCAUUUAAAUUUGCCAGUUGUCGAUCAAAAGUCGCCCAAUUUGAAAGUUUCCGACACAAUUGCCUUCAAAUUGCUCCGAAUGGAUGAUCAGUGUCAGCCAACCAUCUCGGAUUACAUCAUCGGGUGCAUUGAAAAGGCAAAUACGGACUUUAGUGAGAUGACAAUUCGACUGUUGGCGGGCAAAAGUGAAGUUGGAUCGCGAAUAUGCUCGACGGUGAUAACGGAAGAGAAUGAAAUUGGAGUUGUGGAAGAUGAUCACAUCGAAGUUUCGUUCAAGGAGCUGUAUGAGCCACGUUUUUGUUUGUUUACGAUGUAAAAGUGAGGAAAAAAGUUGAAUGAAAUAAAAAAUUUUCGGUGAAAAUGUAAAAAUGUGGUGAAAAAUUUUUCGUGAGCUUAAACGCAAAUUGUUCUAUUUUUGGUAAUUUUGAAAUUUUUUAAAGUUUUCCACGAUAUUUUCGAUUUUUAAAAAGAAAAUGUUUCCCGGUUUUUUUAUAAAUAUUUUCCUAAUACCUAUUAGUCGAUUUUGCCUAAA
This is a messenger RNA of Culicoides brevitarsis, 1591 nucleotides long. RefSeq lists its product as uncharacterized. The coding region runs from base 71 to 1375 and encodes 434 amino acids. The transcript is spliced from 3 exons. The record is from RefSeq and is a predicted model, not a curated record. Lineage: Eukaryota; Metazoa; Arthropoda; Insecta; Diptera; Ceratopogonidae.